Molecule: messenger RNA, 1615 nt
Organism: Elaeis guineensis (African oil palm)
Lineage: Eukaryota; Viridiplantae; Streptophyta; Magnoliopsida; Arecales; Arecaceae
Source: RefSeq, a predicted model, not a curated record
AAAUCACAACCAAAUUGUAAACCCUAUCCUUUUCUUCUUCAAAAAAACAAUAAUAAUAAAAGAAAAAAGAAACAGGCAUCCAUCAGUCUUCCCUUUUGUUCCGCCACGUCUCUCUCUCUCUCUCUCCUUCUACUCGCCGCCCUCCUCUGACCACCAAUUCCUUGUUUCCUCUCCAUCUAACAAGUGUUCGUUCGAAGGGCGUCCGCUGCCUGCUCUCCCACCUGAAGAAGAAUCCUUGCCCGCUCCCAGAUUUUCAAGAGCAUUAAAAUGAUGUCGAGUUCAUCUGAGACGUUGGAAAAGAAUAGUGAAAAUUCUGAGCAGAAUACACGGGAGGACAGUGAAUAUGCAAGGCUGGUUGCACCAAAUGAGUCAAGAACAGUUGACAUUAAUUCUCAAGAGGCACUUGAGAAAUCAAAGUCUAAAUCCUUCAUCUGGUGGAUAAAGCUUUUAUCCUGUUGCUUGCUUCUGAUACUACUUGCUUUCACAUUCGUGAAAUGGGGAGUCCCAUUUGCUUUUGAAAAGGUUCUCCUGCCAAUUAUGCAAUGGGAAGCAACUGCCUUUGGCCGGCCUGUUCUUGCCCUUGUGCUCAUUGCCUCCCUAGCUUUCUUUCCAGUUGUUUUGAUCCCUUCUGGUCCCUCCAUGUGGCUGGCAGGAAUGAUUUUUGGGUAUGGUCUCGGUUUUGUGAUAAUCAUGGUAGGGACUACAAUUGGCAUGGUAUUGCCCUAUUUGAUUGGCUUAUUUUUCCGUGAACGUAUAUAUUCAUGGCUGAAGAGAUGGCCUCAGCAGACAGCUGUUCUUAGGUUGGCUGGAGAAGGGAGCUGGUUCCGCCAGUUUCGAGUUGUCGCACUGUUUAGAAUUUCACCAUUUCCUUAUACGGUCUUCAAUUAUGCUGUAGUGGUGACAAAUAUGAGAUUUGGGCCUUAUUUAGUUGGUUCAAUUGCUGGGAUGAUUCCAGAAGCUUUUAUCUACAUCUAUAGUGGACGGCUAAUAAGGACUUUGGCAGACAUGAAAUAUGGCAAUUAUUCCAUGACACCUGUGGAGAUAGUCUACAAUAUUGUAUCCUUUGUCAUAGCCAUUGUCAUAACAAUUGCCUUCACUGUAUAUGCAAGGCGAGCUCUAAAUGAUCUCAAAAGGGCUGAAGGCAUUGGCAGUGCAAAUGCCGACCAAGGUGGUGCUUCGGUGGAACUAGAAAAGCUUCCACAGGAAAGACCAUGGAUAUACUCUUCCUCAAGUGAUAAUGUAUGAGGGAGAAUUUGGUGAAAAAAGGGGGGAAAGAAAGAGAAAAGAGAAAGGACAUGUUAAAAUGGCGAUAUGUGAUGUCUGAUUCAAGCCAUAUAUUUCUUAUAGAAAAGAAGCCUCUGCAUGUAUAGGAGAAGAAAAAUUUUAAAAAGCCAGCAGCAAUCAUCAGCGGAAGUUAGGAAUGGGAUGGUGAGCCGUGACAGAAUUUCGCUCGCUCGUGUAUUAUAUUGCAUCCAUGUUUUGUAUAUCCAGUUUUCAGGGAGAGAAAAUUAAACAUUUGCCAAUUAGCUUGAUGAGAUUGUUGUUUGUAUUAAAAGAAUUCAACUUUGUUGAUACAUGAAUCCACCUUGUGUUAACUGGGUGGUCCUUGGUGGAA